Molecule: messenger RNA, 1803 nt
Organism: Saccharomycodes ludwigii
Lineage: Eukaryota; Fungi; Ascomycota; Saccharomycetes; Saccharomycodales; Saccharomycodaceae
Exons: 1
Coding region: 1-1803 (600 amino acids)
Cellular component (GO): nucleus
Molecular function (GO): protein binding
Source: RefSeq, a predicted model, not a curated record
AUGAAUCCUGAUAACCACGACAACAGCGCCACCAGCAACACUCCUCCCCUGUCUGCACCCCCAAACUUUAGAGCAUCUAAAAGGAGUUCUAUUUCAUUCGGUUCAUAUCAUCGACUGCAUCAAAACCCAUCUAAUAAUUUUAUAUGGGGCAAUACACCUUAUGGAAAUAGUUCCACCUAUCAGCAACAACAAAAACAACAACAACAACAACAACAGCUCUAUAAUAUUUUCAACAAUAAUAACAUUACCACCGCUUGGGCCAACAAUUCUGCAUUUAAUCCAAAUACUGGAUAUUAUUAUUCAUGUUCGCAUAGAAGUAACUUUCCUAUAUAUGCCUUGGAUUGGACAGUUGCCACAGAUUUAGGUGAUUUGGUGUGCUUGGGUUCAUAUAAAGAAGACAAUUUUAAUAAAAUUCAAAUAUUAAGUAAUACGAAUAAUAACGACAGUGCAGGCACUACUGGUCUUCCUUCAUGGGAAACCAUUGGCGAAUUUAAUGGUUUAAAUUACCCAAUAAGUAGAGUACAAUGGUCACCCUUAUUAGCUCCAAUGUUUGCCACAUGUAGUGAAAAUUUAAGAUUAUGGUCUUUCACAUCGGAUCCACUUUUAUCUACUGGCGAGGAGACAGCAGAUACCAUAGAUUAUGACAAGGAUGAUUUUGUUGCAAGUCCCAGAACUAGUAUAAAUCCAAAAAAACAAAAAAAGAAUAACCAACAGCACGUAGAUGAUUCUUCUUCCAUCAAGGAAGUUUUAAAUUUAUCCUUGUGCAAACACUUAAAAUCACACCACCACCACCAUUCACAUGUCAACGAUCCCAUUAAACCAUUGAGUUCAAACGCCUCUGCUUUAUUGUUAGGUAGUUUCCCACCUGUUACUUCAUUUGAUUGGAAUAAACUAAAUGCUUCAAAUAUCAUUUCAUGUUCUAUUGAUACAACGUGUACUGUAUGGGAUAUCAACUUGCAAACAGUUAAGACACAAUUAAUUGCCCACGAUAGCGAAGUAUUUGAUGUUAAAUAUUUGCAUGGAAGUACUGAUUUGUUUGCUACCUGUGGCGAGGAUGGAAGUGUACGUGUUUUUGAUUUACGGGCAUUGGAUCAUUCAUCGAUUAUAUAUGAACCAAUUUUGCCAAGCGAUAAUAACACUACCACUACCUCCCGUGUUGAUGCCACAAGUGAUAACUCUAGCGUUGCUGAAAACACAAUAAGCAUAAAUAGUUUACUGUCACAAUCACCAACAAGCGCUAUGCCCGGCAACAGCCACCCAUCUAAUAAUAAUAAUAAUAAUAAUAAUAAUAAUAAUAAUAAUAAUAACAAAAAUACUAAAAGCACAAGUUUAUUAAGGCUAGAAACUUCACCCUUUGAUUUUAAUAUAAUAGCCACUAUCAUGCAAGAUUCUAAUAAAAUAUUACUAUUGGAUAUGAGAUACCCGGGCACACCAGUGGCAAUAAUGAAUGCCCAUGGGUCCACAGUAAACAGCAUCAAAUGGCAUCCAACAAGAAAAAAUAUUUUAGCCAGUUGUAGUGAUGAUUGCCAAGUAUUAAUAUGGGAUACAAACAGGUCUAGUGUUACCGCUGCUAACACCGCUACUACUACAAAAAAUGCCAUGAACAAUGGUGUUGAUGCAGGUACCACUGGAUCCGAAACUGUUAUACCGCCUAGUUUGUGUUACAAUGAUUCACUCAAUGAAGAAAUUAAUAAUUUAAGUUGGCGCGGUAGUAGUGGCAGCACCAAUAGUAACACAGGUGGUAAGAAUGAUGAUUGGCUAGGUUUAGUUAGGGGUAAAUAUUUUCAAAGCGUCAAGUGUUGA